AACAUUUAAAAUAGUUACUGUAAAGAUUGCAUGGGAAUAGUGAGGGGUUAUGCGGCCGAUAAAUUGUGUUAUACGAGGAAAUGUUGUAUGAGAUCCUGAAUAGGUAAUGUGACGGGAUACUCUGAUGUCCUGAAUAGAUGUGCCUUCUGUCCCUGUUCAUCCAUUCGUGCCCUGUGACGUUUUCACCACUGAGGACUGCUCAGGCAGUGAUGAUGAUGCGCCCAAAGAGGAGGCGCUUAAUAUGCCACCACGCUGGAUAGAAUCUGUAAAUAAGCCGAAUAGUUACACAGAGUGGACUAAGCUGGUGUCUGUUGCAGAGGGAAAGAAAAACCUGGCAGCUUGUAGGAAAGUGUACGAUGCUUUUCUCAUGCAAUUCCCACUCGCUCACAUCUACUGGAGAAAGUAUGCAGAGACGGUGAACAAGAUUGGCACUGCAGAAGAAGCUGAAAAGGUCUAUAUUCGUGCUGUGAAGGUGAAUCCACUCAAUAUAGCCAUGUGGGUAAAUUACAUCUCCUACGUGAAAAAAACCUUGAAUAUGUCUCUGCCAGAAUCUCAAGAGAAAUUGGAUCGGGUGAUUAUGGAUGCCGUGGAUGCUGCCGGCUCGGACUACCUCUCGGAUGGUCUGUGGAAUCUUUGCAUAGAGUGGGUGAUAAAAUUGGGUCAUCUAAAAAGAGCACUAGCACUAAUGGACCGUUUACUUUGUAUCCCCACUCAGCAGUAUCAGUAUCAUUUUAUGAGACUUACUCAGUUUGUAUCUAGAUAUUCACCUGUUGACAUAUUGAGCUCGGAGGAGCUUGAAUGGAUCUACUCAAACGUUCAAAUUGAGAAUGAAAAGGAAAAUGAUCAGGUUGCUGAUGAAGACUGUCCGCCAGAGGAUAUUAUACAGUCAUUAACGGAAUCUGAGAUUACAAAGUUUCGUGAACACAUAAUAAAGAGCAGGGAACAACUAUAUCUCUUAAAUGAAGAGGAAGUUAAAAAACGCUGUCCAUUUGAAAGGGAGAUAACAAUCCAUUAUUUCAAUGCCUUACCAAUAAAUGUGAAGCAGCUACAAAGCUGGAGAAGAUAUCUGGACUUUGAGAUUUCUCAGGGUCUGCAUGAUCGGAUAGUCAUACUGUAUGAGCGCUGCCUGAUGUCCUGCACAUUAUACGAAGAUUUCUGGCUGUCGUAUGCCCGAUAUAUGGAGAACUAUUCUAUUGAAUUUGCUCGUUCUAUAUAUGAGAGAGCUUGUCUGAUUCAUUUGCCAAAGAAAGUUACUCUACAUCUUCGUUGGGCAGAGUUUGAAGAGAAACAUGGACGUGUCGAUGCAGCCCGUAUUAUCUUGUGUAACACAGAUAAUAUGAAUCCUGGUUUGGCCAUGGUGCGUCUGAGACGUGUGAAUUUGGAAAGGCGAAAUGGGAAUCUACAGGAGGCAGAGAGGCUCCUGAGGGAAGCUGUGCAAUACAGUUUAGGCAAGGAGCUGGCAGUAUUUUACUCUGUCAAGCUGGCACGGCUUCUGCUAAAACUCAAGAAGGAUCCAUCGAAAGCAAGAGAUGUUAUCACUGAAGCUCUGCAGAAGGAACCGGAUAAUAUCUGCCUUCACCAAUGCCUGCUGGAGAUUGAGAUGUCCAGAAAUGCUACUGAUGACGCUGUGCUCUGCGUGGAGAAAGCCGUGCAAAGUAAUCUCCAUAUUGAUGCCAAGAGACAGCUGUUACAGAGACUUCUUCAGUUCCUAGAGGACUACGGCAGUAGUGUCACAAGUUGGCUCGUUGCCUUUGACAAACGCAAAACACUGCUGCCUGAGCAGGAAGACGUGAUGAACGAAGCAGACGAAUGUUGGCUCGGUGCCUUUGACAAACACAAAACACUGCUGCCUGAGCAGGAAGACGUGAUGAACGAAGCAGACGAAGGUUGGCUCGGUGCCUUUGACAAACACAAAACACUGCUGCCUGAGCAGGAAGACGUGAUGAACGAAGCAGACGAAGGGGACAAAAGUGAUGCUUCUGCCUCCACUACAGAAUCUGUAAAGGCUUCUACGGAUAAAAUAGUCCCUGAAUCUUCAUCAACUCCAACAACAAAUAGUGUAAUUACGGAUGCUGCACCAACUGCACCAACACAAACUAAAUGCACAAUAAUACCACCUCACAGACCAUUAAUGCGACCUCCACAAACAUAUUAUGGUCCUCCUCGUCCUAUGUUUGCAGGAGGUCCCUUUCCCUAUAGACAGCCAUGCUAUAUGGGAGGACCAUCUACACCUUUUUUCACAAGCCAAGAGGCAUGGCGUCCGAGCUUUGGACCAUUUAAUGUCCCUCCGCCAUGGGGUCAGAACAGAUUUUAUCCACCUUUUUGACUUGCAUUUUUCAAUAGUUCUUGACUAGUGGUCCUAUUGCAAUGAGGGGGCUACUUCUGCUUUAUUUAAGUGAAUUUUCCUAUGAGGUUUGUUGUUGCUUCUCAGUGAAGUCUAGAAAGGACAGUUGCAUUCUAUAACGGUGUGUAACGUGCGUGGGCAUUGGAUAUCUAAACAACACCAGAUGACCAACUUUUGGAAUUGUCACAUACAACCACCCAAUCUACACAUCUAUGCAGCAGCUAGUUUAUAUUGAUUUUCAUUUAAUUUUUAGCUUUCUACACAUGGUUUUACAUAUGCUGAGAAAUACAACUUCCUAUAUGAUGUGAUGCUACUUAAAACUGUUCAAUUCCCUUAUUGUUUAACGUUCUUUACGCCAUUUGUAAAUAAAAAUAUGGGCAACUGAUGUUUCAUUUUUAGACCGUAGUAUAUAUUACUUUUUUGUAUGCACUUGUUUUUAUUUUUUUGAGCAUUGUUUAUGAAAAGAAAAAAUGUAAUGCAGAGUCUAUCCUUACCAAUAAAAUCAGUUCACCAUCAACCAUA
Pseudophryne corroboree (corroboree frog) is the source of this 2866-nucleotide messenger RNA. RefSeq names its product pre-mRNA-processing factor 39-like. Gene Ontology annotation, biological process: mRNA 5'-splice site recognition; RNA processing. The record is from RefSeq and is a predicted model, not a curated record. Lineage: Eukaryota; Metazoa; Chordata; Amphibia; Anura; Myobatrachidae. The coding region runs from base 242 to 2326 and encodes 694 amino acids. The transcript has 16 exons. Gene Ontology annotation, cellular component: U1 snRNP; U2-type prespliceosome; commitment complex. Gene Ontology annotation, molecular function: protein binding; pre-mRNA 5'-splice site binding.